This is a messenger RNA of Phytophthora nicotianae INRA-310, 315 nucleotides long. RefSeq lists its product as hypothetical. The coding region runs from base 1 to 315 and encodes 104 amino acids. The record is from RefSeq and is a predicted model, not a curated record. The transcript has 2 exons. NCBI's taxonomy places the organism in Eukaryota, Oomycota, Peronosporomycetes, Peronosporales, Peronosporaceae.
AUGCCUGUCGCCAGUGCCGACGUCGACGUCCCGAAACGAUUGUCGUUCUUAAGCGGUUCGCAGACGAAAGACUUUGAAGACGGCUAUGUCCCUGUCAAGACGCCCCAGCUAGAAGACGGAGCUCUUCGCGAAGGGGGGAUGCCCGUGCUCACCAGCAAGGAGAAUGCCGGUCUUCUCUUCCAAUACGCCGUCGUCGGUCUCGUGUACGGCCUUCUACCGGAGACCAUCUACCCGUUCAUGCAGAACUAUCUCAAUUGUUCCGGAGCGCAGACUGUCGACCGAUUUGUGGUUACCGUCGUCGUCCGUACAUGUUGA